UACAUUUUAAGUGUGCAGAAAAGCAGGUCGGAACUAAAGUCGCGCUUCAAAAAAAAUCGCGACGGGAUAUUUUGACAGUGACACAAGACGUCAUUGAUUCGGAGCAGUCCUCUCAUAUCGACCAGCAGAGCUCGGUAAGUUGUAAUGGCAGGGGGAGGGUCAGCAGGAGUUGACCUCAGCAGGAAGUUUGUGACGGAAGCUGAGCUUGAUGAGCAGAGGAAGAAGAGGCAGGAGGAAUGGGAGAAGGUCAGGAAGCCCGACGACCCAGAGCAGGCCCCAGAGGAGGAGUAUGACCCACGCUCCCUCUUUGAGCGCCUGCAGGAGCAGAAGGACAAGAAACAAGAGGACUAUGAGGAGCAGUUCAAAUUCAGGAACAUGGUGAGAGGAUUGGACGAGGAUGAGAGUAGCUUCCUGGACGAGGUCUCCCGGCAACAGUGCCUGGUGGAGAAGCAACGCAGGGAUGAGGAGAAGCAGGAACUGUUGGAAUACAGAAGCGCUCUAGUGAAGAAAGCAUCCACCGAAAGCCGCAAAGAGCCUGAAAAGAAGGCAGCACCUAAACAUUCAGGGGCAGAACAAAGGACCAGCCUCCUAUCUCAGGCUCAUUUAUUGGCUGGAGCUGUCAAGAGACGCAGUUCCUCCCAGUCAUCAGACAGCAGUAAGAAACAGAAAGUGGAAAUCACGACGACAGCAACAGCAACGACAGGAAAUGGAGAGAGACACACAGAACAGGAGGAUGGGGCAGGAGGAGUAGCAGGGGGAGCUGAAGCUCAACAAACAGUCCCCGGCCUGACGGCAAAGUCCCCCUCGGCUCCCCUGAGCUCCGGUCAAGGCGUGUUACACCUCCCGUCCGCAGCCGUGUGCGUAGGCGUUUUACCGGGACUCUGGAUUUAUUCCGGCAGCAGCGACUCUGACAGCAGCUCGGACAGCGAAGGUAGCGUGGACGCAAUCAUGUUGCCGUACCCCCGGCACAGCAGGGCCUACAGAUAGACACCAGCAUACACACGCACGCACACACACACACACACACACACACAACCUGACGUAUGUGGGCAUGCCUUCAGAAUGGCUUGCAAAAAGUCAGAACAGGUAACCUCACACAGGAUAUGCACACACAGAGACACAUUAAAGGUCAUACAUUCAUACACACACAAACUGAUAUAGAGAUACACUGCCUGUGGGCCACACAAGUUCACAUUAUGUUAGAGUCAAACACUGGCAACACAAACACACACACACACACGUAGCAAACUUUUUCAGUAUUCCUGUUGUUUUCACAGCUGUGAGUUGAACUGUUGCUCUUUGUCGUCAGACAAAGUUCAGCCUGUUAAUAUAAUCCUAAUAAUCAGUAACACCAAUCUAAACUCUAUUCUGAGCAAAAUCUGUGUAUCUAUUUGUGGUUUUUGCUAUUGUGGCACUCAAACAUGACACCUCCACCCUUCCUUCCCUCAAUCACGUCUCACGCAGUUUAAGCCGAGCAACCAAUCCCGCACUGCCUACCCCGACGACAUCCUGCCCCCCCCACACCCCCCCUCCCAACCCAAGCCACAGCGACUGCAAGCUGUGCUGUUGGCUGAGGGAACAGUGAUUGACAGCUGUGGAGCAAGGAAGAGACUGCUUUUAAACUGUGUCACAUGACUCACACCUUUUAGCUAUCAGCAGCAGAGGAGAGAGAGCCGGGGCAGGACACGCUUCUCUCUCUCUAUCUCACUCUCUCU
Molecule: messenger RNA, 1715 nt
Organism: Morone saxatilis (striped sea-bass)
Lineage: Eukaryota; Metazoa; Chordata; Actinopteri; Moronidae
Gene: psme3ip1
Product: proteasome activator subunit 3 interacting protein 1
Exons: 8
Coding region: 145-987 (280 amino acids)
Cellular component (GO): nucleus
Source: RefSeq, a predicted model, not a curated record